AUGACUCUUUCUAACAAGUUAACGUUGGACAGGCUGGAUGUGAAAGGUAAACGGGUCAUCAUGAGAGUAGACUUCAACGUUCCCAUGAAGAAGAACCAUAUUACCAACAACCAGAGAAUCAAGGCUGCACUCCCCAGCAUCAAGUUCUGCCUGGACCACGGGGCCCACUCAGUCGUCCUUAUGAGUCACCUAGGUCGGCCUGAUGGUGUCCCCAUGCCCGACAAAUACUCCUUGGCGCCUGUUGCUGCUGAGCUCAAGUCCUUGCUGGGUAGGGAUGUUCUGUUCCUGAACGACUGUGUGGGCCCAGAAGUAGAGAAGGCCUGUGCAAACCCGGUGCCUGGCUCAGUCAUCUUGCUGGAAAAUUUACGCUUCCACGUGGAGGAAGAAGGGAAGGGCCAAGAUCCUUCUGGAAAUAAGAUUAAAGCUGAGCCACAAAAUAUAGAAGCCUUCCGACAAUCCCUGUCAAAGCUGGGGGAUGUCUAUGUCAACGAUGCGUUUGGCACGGCUCACCGGGCCCACAGUUCCAUGGUGGGAGUGAACCUGUCUCAGAAGGCGUCCGGAUUCCUGAUGAAAAAGGAGCUGGAAUACUUUGCCAAAGCCUUGGAGAACCCAGAGAGACCCUUUCUGGCUAUCCUCGGUGGAGCCAAAGUGGCAGACAAGAUCCAACUUAUCAAAAACAUGCUGGACAAGGUCAAUCAUAUGAUCAUCGGCGGUGGGAUGGCUUAUACCUUCCUUAAGGUGCUCAACAACAUGGAGAUCGGUGCCUCCCUCUUUGAUGAGGAGGGAGCCAAGAUUGUCAAAGAGAUCAUGGACAAAGCCCAUAAGAACGGCGUGAAGGUUACCCUCCCCGAGGACUUUGUCACUGCUGACAAGUUUGAGGAGCACGCCAAGGUUGGCCAGGCCACUGUAGCAUCAGGCAUUCCUGCUGGCUGGAUGGGUUUGGACUGUGGUCCUGAGACCAACAAGAAGUAUGCUGAAGCUGUGGCCCAAGCCAAACUAAUCGUGUGGAACGGACCUGUAGGGGUGUUUGAAUGGGAUGCCUUUGCUAAGGGAACCAAAGCCCUCAUGGAUGAAGUUGUGAAAGCCACUUCCCGGGGCUGUGUCACCAUCAUAGGAGGUGGAGACACUGCCACUUGCUGUGCUAAAUGGGACACUGAGGAUAAAGUCAGCCACGUGAGCACUGGAGGUGGAGCCAGUCUAGAGCUUCUGGAAGGUAAAGUCCUUCCUGGAGUGGAUGCCCUCAGCAACCUGUAG
Molecule: messenger RNA, 1254 nt
Organism: Miniopterus natalensis
Lineage: Eukaryota; Metazoa; Chordata; Mammalia; Chiroptera; Miniopteridae
Gene: PGK2
Product: phosphoglycerate kinase 2
Biological process (GO): glycolytic process; gluconeogenesis
Cellular component (GO): cytosol; sperm fibrous sheath; extracellular exosome
Molecular function (GO): phosphoglycerate kinase activity; ATP binding; ADP binding
Source: RefSeq, a predicted model, not a curated record